UCCGGCUGCUUAGAGGAUUACCAUGUCUGCUCAAGACGAAGGAGGCCGGGAUCCCCCCAAACGCAAGGGCAAGACCCUGGGCAGCUUCUUUGGGUCCCUGCCUGGCUUCAGUUCUGCCCGGAACCUGCUGGCCAACGCCCACAGCUCAGCGAGAGAGGCCCGGCCAGUCGCUGAUCCCACAGGUGCUCCAGCCGCUGAGGCUGCGCAGCCCCGGGCUCAGGCGGCCACCGACCCGGAGCAGAUGGCCAGGGGCGUAGAGAAGACGUUGCCGCCUUCAGACAAGGUGAUCUCCGCAACAAAGGACCUAGUGUGCUCCAAGGUGACCAGGACCAAGGAUGCCAUCUCCUCUGGGAUGGCCAACGUGGUGGACACAGCUAAAGACGUGGUCCAGGGGGGGCUGGUUAUGACCCGAUCCACACUCACAGACACCAAGGAUGCUGUGGCCAGCGGGGUAACCGGGGCAGUGGGCGUGGCCAAAGGGGCCGUACAGACGGGAGUGGACACGACCAAGACUGUCCUGACUGGCACCAAAGAUGCAGUGUCCACUGGGCUCACCGGGGCAGUGAACAUGGCCAAGGGCACUGUCCAGACUGGCAUGGACACCACCAAGACCGUUCUAACAGGCACCAAAGAUGCGAUGUCCACUGGGCUCACUGGGGCAAUGGGUGUGGCCAAGGGCGCCGUCCAGACUGGCAUGGACACCACCAAGACCGUCCUAACGGGCACCAAAGAUAUUGUAUCUACUGGGCUCACUGGGGCAGUGAAGAUGGCCAAGGGCACUGUCCAAACUGGCGUGGACACCACCAAGACCGUCCUAACUGGCACCAAAGAUGCGGUGUCCACCGGGCUCACUGGGGCAAUGGGUGUGGCCAAAGGAGCCGUCCAGACCGGCAUGGACACCACCAAGACUGUCCUAACUGGCACCAAAGACGUUGUAUCUGCUGGACUCACUGGGGCAGCGAACAUGGCCAAGGGCACUGUCCAAACUGGCAUGGAUACGACCAAGACCGCCCUGAUUGGCACCAAAGACGUUGUGUCUACUGGACUCACUGGGGCAGCGAACAUGGCCAAGGGCACCGUCCAGACUGGCAUGGACACCACCAAGACCGUCCUGACUGGCACCAAAGACAUUGUAUCUGCUGGACUCACUGGGGCAGCGAACAUGGCCAAGGGCACUGUCCAAACUGGCAUGGACACCACCAAGACUGUCCUAACUGGCACCAAAGAUGUUGUGUCUACUGGACUCACUGGGGCAGCGAACAUGGCCAAGGGCACUGUCCAGACUGGCAUGGAUACGACCAAGACUGUCUUGACAGGCACCAAAGAUGCAGUGUCCACCGGGCUCACUGGGGCAAUGGGUGUGGCCAAGGGGGUCAUCCAGACUGGCGUGGACACCACCAAGACCGUCCUGACUGGCACCAAAGACGUUGUGUCCACUGGGCUCACUGGGGCAGCGAACAUGGCCAAGGGCACUGUCCAAACUGGCAUGGACACCACCAAGACCGCCCUGACUGGCACCAAAGACGUUGUGUCUACUGGACUCACUGGGGCAGCGAGCAUGGCCAAGGGCACUGUCCAAACUGGCAUGGACACUACCAAGACCGUCUUGACAGGCACCAAAGAUGCAGUGUCCACUGGGCUCACUGGGGCAAUGGGUGUGGCUAAAGGAGCCGUCCAGACCGGCAUGGACACCACCAAGACUGUCCUAACUGGCACCAAAGACGUUGUGUCUACUGGACUCACCGGGGCAGCAAACAUGGCCAAGGGCACUGUCCAAACUGGCAUGGACACCACCAAGACCGUCCUGACUGGCACCAAAGAUGCGGUAUCCACUGGGCUCACUGGAGCAAUGGGUGUGGCCAAGGGGGCUGUCCAGACUGGCAUGGACACCACCAAGUCCGUCCUGACUGGCACCAAAGAUGCAGUGUCCACUGGGCUCACUGGGGCAAUGGGUGUGGCCAAGGGGGUCAUCCAGACUGGCGUGGACACCACCAAGACCGUCCUGACUGGCACCAAAGACGUUGUGUCCACUGGGCUCACUGGGGCAGCGAACAUGGCCAAGGGCACUGUCCAAACUGGCAUGGACACCACCAAGACCGCCCUGACUGGCACCAAAGACGUUGUGUCUACUGGACUCACUGGGGCAGCGAACAUGGCCAAGGGCACUGUCCAAACUGGCAUGGACACUACCAAGACCGUCUUGACAGGCACCAAAGAUGCAGUGUCCACUGGGCUCACUGGGGCAAUGGGUGUGGCUAAAGGAGCCGUCCAGACCGGCAUGGACACCACCAAGACUGUCCUAACUGGCACCAAAGACGUUGUAUCUGCUGGACUCACUGGGGCAGCGAACAUGGCCAAGGGCACUGUCCAAACUGGCAUGGACACCACCAAGACCGUCUUGACAGGCACCAAAGAUGCGGUGUCCACUGGGCUCACUGGGGCAAUGGGUGUGGCUAAAGGAGCCGUCCAGACCGGCAUGGACACCACCAAGACUGUCCUAACUGGCACCAAAGAUGUUGUGUCUACUGGACUCACCGGGGCAGCAAACAUGGCCAAGGGCACUGUCCAAACUGGCAUGGACACCACCAAGACCGUCCUGACUGGCACCAAAGAUGCGGUGUCCACCGGGCUCACUGGGGCAAUGGGUGUGGCCAAGGGGGCUGUCCAGACCGGCAUGGACACCACCAAGACCGUCCUGACUGGCACCAAAGAUGCGGUGUCCACUGGGCUCACUGGGGCAAUGGGUGUGGCCAAGGGGGCUGUCCAGACUGGCAUGGACACCAGCAAGACCGUCCUGACUGGCACCAAAGAUGCAGUGUCCGCUGGGCUCACUGGGGCAAUGGGUGUGGCCAAGGGGGUCAUCCAGACUGGCGUGGACACCACCAAGACCGUCCUGACUGGCACCAAAGACGUUGUGUCCACUGGGCUCACUGGGGCAGCGAACAUGGCCAAGGGCACUGUCCAAACUGGCAUGGACACCACCAAGACCGCCCUGACUGGCACCAAAGACGUUGUGUCUACUGGACUCACUGGGGCAGCGAACAUGGCCAAGGGCACUGUCCAAACUGGCAUGGACACCACCAAGACCGUCUUGACAGGCACCAAAGAUGCAGUGUCCACUGGGCUCACUGGGGCAAUGGAUGUGGCCAAAGGAGCCGUCCAGACCGGCAUGGACACCACCAAGACCGUCCUGACUGGCACCAAAGAUGCAGUGUCCACUGGGCUCACUGGGGCAAUGGGUGUGGCUAAGGGAGCCAUCCAAACUGGCGUGGACACCACCAAGACUGUCUUGACUGGCACCAAAGAUGCGGUGUCCACUGGGCUCACUGGGGCAGUGAACAUGGCCAAGGGCACUGUCCAGACCGGCAUGGACACCACCAAGACCGUCCUGACUGGCACCAAAGAUGCUGUGUCCACUGGGCUCACCAGGGUAGGGCACGUGGCCCGAGGAGGUGUGCAGACUGGUUUGGGCACCGUCCAGAACUGGUUACCUGAUUCCCAGGAAGCCUACUCAAGUGGACUUGUCAGUUCCAGGGCCCCAACUGAAGGAGAGCAAACCAUCCUGAGCCCUCAUGAGGCUCAGUCCUGCGGUGUCUCCAGGCCCCCGGACACUCUCUGUGCAGGCCUGGACCUUGCCGGGGAAGCCACCACCGACACCAAGGGCUUCGUGUCAGCUGAGGCGACAUUCACCCAAGGGGCCGCCCUGGGCAAGGAGGAAGAUGUGGGGCCCGGGGCCACCACUCGUGGCCACGAAGGCGCCCUGAACUUUGCCACACUCCGGGACGAGCUGGAGGAGCUCGGGGAGAUCUUCCAGCCCAUGAGUGCCAAGGAACAAGCUCAGCUGGCUGCCUCCCAGCCCCGGCUGAGGGAGGUCACGGCCGACCAGAGCAGCUACUACGUGCGUCUGGGUGACGUGGCCCCCGGCUUCCGCCAGCGGGCUUUCGAGCACGCCCUGUGGCACCUGCAGCACAGCCAGUUCCAGGCCCAGGACGUGCUGGCCCAGCUCGAAGACACCUUCUUGCUGGUUGAGAAGGCCCAGCAGCCCUGGCAGGAUCUGAGUAGCCACGAGGGAGAAGGAGAGGAGCCAGCCGCCAGGGCUCUGUCCAGGGCCUGCAGCCUCGUCCAGCAGCUGCAUGUGGCCUACAGCACCUUGGCCUCUGGCCUCCAGGGCCUCCCCACCGACCUCCAGUGGCCGCUCAGGCAGGCGCGGCACAGCCUCUGCGAGCUCUACAACGUCGUCUCCUCUGCCGCCUCCGUGGAGGAGCUGCCCACCGAGCUCCUGGCCCAGAGCCGCCAGGAUGUAGGCCAGGCGUGGCAGGGGCUGGAGCAGCUGCUGGAGAGCGUGCAGCACAGCCCUCCGCUCAGCUGGCGGGUGGGGCCCUUCGCUCUGCUCCCCGAUGGGCAGCAGCUGUAG
Molecule: messenger RNA, 4414 nt
Organism: Hippopotamus amphibius kiboko
Lineage: Eukaryota; Metazoa; Chordata; Mammalia; Artiodactyla; Hippopotamidae
Gene: PLIN4
Product: perilipin 4
Exons: 7
Coding region: 23-4414 (1463 amino acids)
Cellular component (GO): plasma membrane
Source: RefSeq, a predicted model, not a curated record